UCGAAUCCGUCGGGCAGGUCGGGCUCUUCGUGUCGAUCGGAGCGGAUCUUACGACACGACUUGGGUGAUUCGACUUUUGAUACGCGCGUAUCGGCGGUACGACUUUCGUUCGAGAGAUCCGGCCGUAUCGCCAUCGACGAGCGAACGGCCCUCUUUUCUCGCGCGCUCAGCCGAGAGAAGAGUUAUUGCCCGACGGUCGUGCUGUGCAUGUCAUGGAAUACCGAGAAGCGGAGUCUGUUGCUACGCUAGCUUCGUGACUCAUCGCGCGAACGAUCGACCCACUUGUCAUCCCGCGUUGACAAGUGCGUAUACACACGCGCGCGCUCGUCUAGGAGGGGAUAUCGCACGCGAGGCGUGAGGAGACGGCGAUCCCCGCGUCGCCCCGAUCGCGAGCUUCGUCGUCGGCAUCGCGGAGCAGCGAGACCUACGUUUGCAUCAAUAAUUGCUAAUAACAUCGCUGACAGCUCAAAGAUGGAUGCCGGAUUCUCGUCGUACCACAACGGUGGUCCCGCGCGAGAGCAGGACUUCGGCAGGCUGUCCCAGACGAUUGGCACCUCGAUACUGAAGAUAUCGCAAAAUGUGUCUUCCAUGCAGAAAAUGGUCAAUCAGCUGGGCAGUUCCACCGAUUCGCAGGAGCUCAGGAAUCAGCUGCACCAGAUACAGCACUACACGCAGCAGCUGGCGAAGGAUACUAGCGUACAUCUUCGAGAUUUGGCCAUACUGGCGAAUAAUUCCGGCUCUACGAGUCCCGGGGAACAGAGGCAGCGGAAAAUGCAGAGGGAGCGCCUACAGGAUGAAUUUACCACCGCAUUGAAUUCUUUUCAAGCUGUACAAAGGCUAGCUGCUUCUAAGGAGAAGGAAAUGGUCAGGAAGGCUAAGGCUAAUGCCGGUAUCGCGCCGUUCGGAGAGAAGAAACAGGAUACGCUCAUCGAGUUGCAAGACAGUAGAACGUAUGGGAGCGAUCACGCGAAGCAGCAGCAGGAGCAGCUGCAGGAACAGAUGAAUUUACGAAUGUUAGAGGAACAGGAAGCCAGCAUAAGGCAGUUGGAAAGUAACAUUAGCGACAUUAACCAAAUAUUCAAAGAUCUCGGUGCUUUGGUGUACGAUCAAGGAGAGGUGAUCGAUUCCAUAGAAGCGUCGAUCGAAAGAACCGAGGUGUCCGUCACCGAGGGCGCUUCUCAAGUGAGGCAAGCGAGUAUGUAUCAGACCAAGCUGCGCAAGAAGAAGUGUAUCAUCAUAGUGAUCGCGGUAAUCGUGCUGGCGAUUUUGAUUGGCAUCAUAGUUUGGAAAAGCCAGUAAGAAGGGAGAUAUGCACGUAUUUAUGACAAUGUACAGCAUGAUGAUACAUAAGGUAGUGCUACAAAAAGAAGCCGGCUGUCUGUGUUACGAUUGCAGACUCGCAGGUCGGGUAAAGUUCUUAGUGACGUUUCUGUCCAAAUUCUAAUUAUUUUAAAACCACGCAGGGGAAUGUAGCAUUGUCACAGGGGACGCAGGAAAGUGUGAAGAGAAAUACACACGUUCUUGCGAAUUUAAUCCAUGUAAUUGUGAUAACCGAUAGGUGCGAGUAAAGUUCUAACGGCACGUCUAAGGAUUGCCGCAGUCCAUUUGUACGUUUCAAUACUCAUAAACUGUCAGUGUACGAUUAACUAUAUAUAUAUACACAAUAUUAUACGCGCGUAUGACAAUUUAGGUAACUCACCGCGACUAUAUGUAACAAAGCUACGUAAGUGUGUGUCUGUCUGUGGAGUGCUUGGUAAAAUGAGUAACAAAGUAUGCUUGUUGUAUCUACAAUGCAACUGUAUUGUGCCUGUAAAGUAUCUUAAGAACUACCUAACAGAAACUUCGAAUAUCUGAGCAUUAUAGUACUUUCAAAAAAAUCCAUCAAAGCAUUCACGUAUAAGUUAAUGUAUUAUAUUUAGUUUAGGGAUGUUGAUUUUUGUUUUAAACAAGAUACAAUAAACAAUAUGUAUAUAUAAAGACUGGCAAGAGUAAGCUCUGGCUCUGAUUAUUCUCACCAUGCAAAUCUUACAAAUAAGCACUUUAUAAUAGAAUACACGUGUAAUAGAAGUAAUAGAGCAAGAUUAGCGCUUUCAAUAUCGAGGAGCUUAUGAACAUACAUGUCUACAUUAAGAAUGUAGUAUCAAUAAAUAUAAUAUAAAGUAUAUAA
Messenger RNA from Wasmannia auropunctata (little fire ant), 2167 nucleotides. It is a transcript of the gene Syx7, whose product is annotated as syntaxin-7. Gene Ontology annotation, biological process: intracellular protein transport; vesicle fusion; vesicle-mediated transport. Bases 472 to 1299 code for a protein of 275 amino acids. Gene Ontology annotation, cellular component: synaptic vesicle; membrane; SNARE complex. Gene Ontology annotation, molecular function: SNAP receptor activity; SNARE binding. NCBI's taxonomy places the organism in Eukaryota, Metazoa, Arthropoda, Insecta, Hymenoptera, Formicidae. The transcript is spliced from 6 exons. The record is from RefSeq and is a predicted model, not a curated record.